Messenger RNA from Verruconis gallopava, 2341 nucleotides. RefSeq lists its product as uncharacterized. The record is from RefSeq and is a predicted model, not a curated record. Gene Ontology annotation, biological process: protein polyubiquitination. The transcript has 3 exons. Bases 213 to 2243 code for a protein of 676 amino acids. Gene Ontology annotation, cellular component: SCF ubiquitin ligase complex. Gene Ontology annotation, molecular function: ubiquitin-like ligase-substrate adaptor activity; protein binding. Lineage: Eukaryota; Fungi; Ascomycota; Dothideomycetes; Venturiales; Sympoventuriaceae.
GUUCAACUUUCCUAUGAGGAACAUCAUCGUCGCUAAGACAUGCGCACACGCGACCACCCCCGUUGACUCUCCGAUCUCCUACGCCAUCGCCGAUAUCCUCGCCUUUUCCUGCUCUUACAAUCAUUAAUAAUGACGCGUGCUCCAUAGCAUUGGCUGCAUCUGUCCGAGCAUAGUCUUCGUUCUGCUACUGGGCAUCACAAUACAUGUAAACCAUGGCUGAGGGCCGUUCACACAGUGCGCGUCCAUCGCUGGGCGGCUCGGUCGAUGACUCCAUCCUCCCUACCCGCCAAAUCGAAGCCUUCUCGCGCAAAGUUACCGCCACAGCAUCGCACCUGAUGGGCCCCCUUGAGGGCAGCGGGUCGAUCUCACAUCACUAUCAGAAUGCACUCGGCGAGAUCCACAGGGAGAUGCGCCGCCCUAUCAUCCAGCGCUCUAUGUUCUCCUUUGCCCAGAACUCGCCCAAGGAAUUGAUCCGCAACGUGAAGACGACAGAGAUACAGCAUAGGGCAUUGGCAUACCUUCCCGAUGAACUGUUAAAGAACAUACCGGAAGCAAACAAUGGCUACAGUCUUUUCGAGGGAUUUCAGGCGAGCUUGCCCGAGGACCGAGAGAGUCUUUUGAGGAAAAGGAUAAAAGGCAGGGAGGAAGGGAGGGGAAGGAAGCUACUCACGGACGCAGAAAGGGCUGCGCGUGACGAGGAUGAAGAUCUAGAUGGGCCGCCAGAACUGGUAGAGCUGAAAAACGAGAAGUUCACGUUGAGACAUAGACUGGAGAUGCUGGGCAUACGCAAGAACAUGUGCAGCUCCGAGAUACGAGAGAUAGACACCAAGAUCUCGAACCUGAAUACGAUGCGGAAGAUUGUUCUGGAGCGAAUGGCAAACCUGGAGCAGGAAGAGGUGGAUCUGGAACAGGAAUUGCUCGGCGUCGACAACAGAUUAGAGGAUCUGCGGGAAGAAUUGGAAGAUGCAGCUGCGCUAGCACGCAAGAGUUCGCAAGCCACCUCUGGAGGGGAUGAGGAAAAUGGUCUCGGUGAAAGAGCGGGCGAGUUUAUGUCCGAAUCGAUAUAUGAGAAGUUGCCCUCCCCAAGGACAAGGCGGAGGAUGAGAGUUACGAGAAGAAUUUCGAUGCCGAUAUUGCACGAAUAUCUAGAGCCUGGCUCAAAAAUACGAGAGAUGCAGGCGCAUAACGACGUCAUCACAGCUCUGGACUUUGACUAUCCCUACGGCACGCUUGUCACCGCUGCCCUAGACGACACGGUGCGAGUAUGGGAUUUGCACGCUGGACGUUGUAUGGGUAUGCUGGAAGGUCAUCUGUCCUCGGUCAGAUGUCUCCAGGUUGAAGACGAAAUCGUAGCCACCGGUUCCAUGGACGCGACGAUACGGCUUUGGGACUUGAGCCGUGCACAAUACGCACCCAAGGAUACGAAUCACAUCCACAAACAUGGACACGACGAAGAAGAUGAGGAGGACGAAGAUGACGGCCUUGGGUUCCAGAAUGAAGGAGACCAACCUCCGCCUCCUCCUCCAAAUUCCAUGGCAGACUGCCCUCUCUUUACCCUCCAAGCACACGUCGCCGAAGUUACAGCUCUUCAUUUCAGAGGGAACACCCUUGUCUCAGGCUCCGCCGACAAAACAUUGCGGCAAUGGGAUCUUGAAAAGGGGCGGUGUGUUCAAACGCUGGAUGUACUGUGGGCGGCGGCCCAAGCCUCGGCCUCACACGGACUGCACGAUGGACAGUGGAAAGGUAUCAUUGGUGGAGGACGCCUUCCUGAUCCUGAUGCAGACUUUGUGGGAGCGCUGCAGUGCUUCGAUGCUGCGCUUGCGUGUGGGACGGCGGACGGAAUGGUCCGACUGUGGGAUCUGAGGAGCGGGCUUGUGCAUAGGAGUCUUGUGGGACACACAGGGCCUAUUUCAAGUUUGCAGUUUGACGACGUCCACCUGGUGACUGCUUCGCUGGAUCGAAGUAUUCGCAUAUGGGACUUGCGCACAGGUAGUAUAUAUGACGCCUUCGCGUACGAUAACCCAAUUUCAAGCAUGAUGUUCGACACUCGUCGCAUCGUGGCGGCAGCUGGUGAGCCUGUCGUGAAGGUCUACGAUAAAGCAGACGGGAGACACUGGAACUGCGGGCCAGGUGUGCAGGAGGAUAAUGAAGGCGCUGUGGCGAAUGUGGAGAGAGUCAGGAUAAAGGACGGUUACUGUGUAGAAGGACGGAAGGACGGCGUGGUGGGAGUGUGGAGCUGCUGACACAUUGGAGAAUUUGUAGAAGAUAGAGGAAGAUUGUACAUGCUAGAGGUCCGUAUGUAUGCUAUAUCUGACCUAUAUUCUCGUGUGUUUUGAGACAA